Messenger RNA from Stegostoma tigrinum, 3493 nucleotides. RefSeq names its product Rho GTPase activating protein 10 (gene arhgap10). The record is from RefSeq and is a predicted model, not a curated record. Bases 258 to 2576 code for a protein of 772 amino acids. The transcript has 23 exons. Gene Ontology annotation, molecular function: GTPase activator activity; protein binding. Gene Ontology annotation, biological process: signal transduction. Lineage: Eukaryota; Metazoa; Chordata; Chondrichthyes; Orectolobiformes; Stegostomatidae. Gene Ontology annotation, cellular component: cytoplasm.
GAGAACCGGGGGUUGAGGCUACAACCUCCUGGCAAACGCCUUGCAACUCUCGCCUCGGUACUUUGUUGCAGUGCUCUUAUCCCUUGCAGCCUCGGAUUUGCUUUCGCCUCCUUGUCGUUCUUCACAUAGCUCCCGAACGGAGUUGUUGUCUUCGUGCAGAUAAUUUCAGAGAAACUCGGGAUUUUUCCGGGUGUGGUGAAUUUUCCUAUUCUGUUCUCCCUUUGAGUCUCUGUAAAAGGAUUUCAAGGCGGGAAAGAAUGGGAUUGCAGCCUUUGGAAUUCAGUGACUGUUACCUGGAGAGACCUUACUUUCGGGAAAGGUUGAAAGCACACGAAGCUGAAUUGGAUAAGUCCAACAAGUUCAUUAAGGAGUUGCUGAAGGAUGGGAAAGCGCUCAUUGCAGCCAGCAAGGCACUUUCAGCAGCACAGCAGAAAUUCGCUCGAUCACUUGGGGAAUUUUCCUUUGAGUUUAUUGGAGAUGCUGAGACAGAUGAUGAGCGGUGCAUUGAUGAGUCACUUCAGGAGUUUGCAACAUUUUUACAUAACCUUGUGGAGCAAAGAGAAAUGAUGACACUUAACAUCUUUGAAACAUUUAUCAAACCACUGGAGAAAUUCAGAAAGGAUCAAAUUGGAGCAGCAAAGGAAGAAAAGAAAAGGUACGACAAAGAAACUGAGAAAUACUACAGCUUUUUGGAGAAACAUGUCAAUUUAUCAGCAAAGAAAAAAGAAGCAUUGCUGGUUGAGGCAGAUAGUCAGCUAGAGCAGAUUCGACAACACUACUAUGAGCUGUCAUUGGAGUAUGUGUGUAAGGUGCAAGAAAUUCAAGAGCGGAAGAAGUUUGAAUUUGUGGAGCCUAUGUUGUCUUUUUUCCAGAUGCUUUUCACCUUCUACCAUCAAGGCUAUGAGUUGGCCAAAGAUUUUGACCACUACAAAACAGACCUACACCUAAACAUACAAAAUGCAAGAAAUCGAUUUGAGGGUGCUAGGUCAGAAGUAGAGGAACUAAUGAAUAAAAUUAAGAAAAACCCCCAUGAGUUGCCAAGAACAACCACAUUUACUGCAGAGGGUUACCUUUAUCUGCAUGAAAAAAGAACAGGCCCUUUUGGCUCAAGUUGUGUGAAACAUUACUGUUCGUACAAAAAGGAGACAAAGAGGUUUACCAUGGUGCAGUUUGAUCAGAGGUCAGGUGGAAAAAUUGGGGAUGAAGACACAUUCAUUCUUAAAUCCUGCACGAGAAAAAAAUCCGAUGCCACAGACAAGAGAUUUUGUUUUGAUAUAGAAGCAGUGGGCAGGCAAGGUGUGAUUACCAUGCAGGCUAUUACAGAAGAUGAUCGCAGGCGGUGGAUGGAAGCAUUGGAUGGAAAAGAACCCGUAUAUUUAAUUACUAGGAGCAAUUCCAAGAAAGAAGGAAGUGUACUGCUGGAUGAGGUGGGCUUCAACAUAAUAAAGAAAUGCAUCCAUGCUCUCGAAACACGGGGACUUAAUGAUCAAGGAAUAUAUAGAGUUGUUGGAGUCAGCUCAAAAGUCCAGAGGCUUAUGAGUUUGCUGACUGAUACAAAGAUUUGUGCUGAUUUAGAUCUGGACAGUUCUCCAGAAUGGGAAACAAAGACUAUCACCAGUGCAUUGAAACAGUAUUUGCGGAAUCUACCAGAGCCCCUCAUGACAUACGGCUUGCAUGGGGAAUUCAUCUUACUGGCCAAAUGUGCCAGCCCAGAUUCCAGGACGAAGCCAAUUCAUUCCCUCAUUCAUAAACUUCCAGAAAAAAAUCGAGAGAUGCUAGACAUUCUCAUCAGGCAUUUAGUUAAUGUAUCUAAUAAUUCAAAGCAGAACUUGAUGACCAUUGCAAAUCUUGGUGUAGUGUUUGGACCAACUCUGAUGCGCGCACGGGAAGAAACGGUUGCAGCCAUCAUGGACCUCAAGUUUCAGAACAUUGUUGUAGAAAUUCUAAUUGAAAACUAUGAGAAGAUAUUCAGGACAGCUCCAGAUUCGAGUGCAAGCCAGUCAGACACUACUUCAACACCAUCUUCAAAUAUACUGACCAGGCGGACUUUGCAUGGCCCACGCCAUUCAAGGCCCAUAGCUGUUUACAAUUUUUCUGUGGAUCUAAGUAAAGCUGAGAAUCCCAACAGUGUUGGAGAUAAUACUCCAAGUGGAAGCAUGGAAUCCAUUUCCUCCCAUUCCUCGAUAACUACAACAUCCUCCAACUCCAACAGCCCCCCAGAACAGGCGAGGAAUCGUGUCCUUCCUGGGAAUAUAGAGACCACUGAUUGCACAUCUUCUCCUUCUUCUGCAUCAAUGGCUUCCUGGUUCAAUUCUUCACCAACUUCACCAGCAUCAUCUUUGCCGUCCUUCCAGUUUCCACCUGUGACUGCUGUUAGUGACAAACCACCUAAUGGGGUUCCAAAUGAUAAAGCCAAGGCUGUUUACUCAUGUGAAGCAGAACAUUACUCUGAGUUAUCCUUCAAAGUAGGAGCAAUAUUUGAAAAUGUUCACUUUUCACAGGAACCUGGUUGGCUGGAAGGAACCCUCGAUGGCAAAACAGGGCUUAUUCCACAAAAUUAUGUUGAAUUCCUGUAGCACAGAGCUAUAUAAAUUUGUAGAAAAUGCUAUUCAUGGUAUCCAUGGCCAUGUUCUUGACAGGACAGAAUUACUGUUUGUUCUACCUUAACUUCGCGACUGAGAUUUCUCAAUUGGACUCAGGAGGAAUAUUAAUUUCUCUCACUAACAUACAACCAAUCUCAAGCUGCUGUAAACCUAUGUGCUUUUUAAACUUCGUGGUACUGUAACUUCUUCACACCAUUUUAAUUAUUACGUGCUUUUAUCAUAGGAUCAGUGGGUACAGUUUUUAACAAUAUAUUUGAUAUUGUAAUAACAUGAAACAAAAUUUGCUUGUUUAGUGGAUGUAAUUUUUUCUAUCAGUUUUGACUUCAGUCUGAUUCUAUGAAUUCCCUUAUUUUAAUUUACUAAAGCAAAUGAAGCAUCACAAUAAUCAAUUGUUUGGGGGGUGGGAGAGAGUUGUUUCUGUUUAGUUUUGCUUAUUAGUUGUUGAUUAUGUCAAAUGGUGAAAUGUUUCAGUUUUAAGAAACAUUGGGGAACCUUUUUUAAUGAAAAAUCUUAUGCUUUUGUACAAUAUUUGAUAAUUUGCUGAAUUUUAUCUUUCAAUAUCAAACAACAAGCUUAAUGGCUGCAGUGGACUUUCAUUAUUAGACCAUGUUAGUGAAUAUUGGGAGAGGGUUUUCAUCAAUAUUUGAACAUUGGGAAAUUCCACUCAGUUUUUGACAAGAAGAAGUAUUUACAGACUGCUCACUUGUUGUGUAUUUGUAUUUAUUUUAACUAUGCAAAAUGUAUUAUUUCUGGUUUAAUGAUUUAUCAUCCUUCUGAAAACUCUCCUUGCUUAAAUAAUCACAUGCAUGUGAAUGUGGUCAACAAAGUCACAAACCUGAAGCCUUCAGAAAUCUGCAGAACAUUAUGCUGUAACUAUAUCAGAAAAUAAA